This is a messenger RNA of Striga asiatica, 1799 nucleotides long. The record is from the annotation of a GenBank genome assembly. NCBI's taxonomy places the organism in Eukaryota, Viridiplantae, Streptophyta, Magnoliopsida, Lamiales, Orobanchaceae.
CAAUAAUGUAAUGUAAUAAAUAAAUAGGCAGAUGAAGAAAAAGAAAAGAAACACAACAAAUUGAAUUCGCCCAACAAAGAGAACCCACAUUUUUGUUUCAUUUUCGCAUCAUUUUAAUCUAAAUUAUUUUACAAUAUUUUUAGGAGUGAUAUGUACACAUAUAUGUAUAUCUAUUACGUAAUUGCAGCAUUUUUCAAUUAUCAUAUUCUCGUUCGGGUAGUUGCCGAGUAAAACUCACUGCAAUCAAUUUUCUUGAAAAACCUUUUCUUGGAUCCAUCGUAUGAGGAGUGAGGACCAUCAUUUUUAUACCCAUUUUCUCUCUUCCUUUUGAUCUCUUGCAGCAGAUACCUUAAUAUUUUCUGUAAUUAUGUAUAAAUUUUCAUGAAUAUUUACGGUCUCAAAAAAAAAAGGAUGAAAUACUUUCAUAGCAGUGUGCAUAAGAGCACAUUUUCCUCAAUUAUUGUGAAAUUUGGGAUAUGUGUUCUGUUCUUGGGGCUCGCCUAUCGCUUGUUUUCAUCGAGUUUGGUUCAAUUUUCCCCCGUUAUUGUGGCUGAGGAUGAUGAAAUGGGUUUCGACAAAACCUCGCCGGCCCAAGCGGCGGCGGCGGCGGCGUCUGAGCCGUCGUCGGAGCAGCCGCCCGGUAGUGAUCUUUACGGAAAUCCCGAUGAUAAUCGGACUUCCGACAACGGGAAGUGCAAUUUGUUUGUAGGAGAUUGGGUGCACGACCCAGAUGGACCACGCUACACAAACUCCACUUGCCAAACUAUUGAAGAUCCCCAAAACUGCAUGACGAAUGGGCGGCCGGAUUUCGAUUACGUCUACUGGAAGUGGAAACCGAGGGACUGUGAUCUGCCCAAAUUCGAUCCUAAGAAGUUUCUCAAUAUGAUGCGGCAUAAGUCGCUCGCGUUUAUUGGCGAUUCGAUUAUGCGCAAUCACGUGCAGUCCUUGCUCUGCAUGCUCUCGGAGGUUGAACGAGCCGUGGACAUCUACCAUGACAAGCCCUACAAAAACCGAAAAUGGUCUUUCCCAUCUCACAACCUAACAAUCUCCCUCGUCUGGUCCCCUUACCUCACUAAAGCAAUCACCUUCGAAGACGACAAUGGGGUCUCGACGGGCCUUACCCAGCUCCACCUCGACAAGCCCAAUCCCAUAUGGGCCCACCAAAUCCAAAACCUCAACUACGCCAUAAUAGCCGGAGGCAAGUGGUUUCUCAAAUCCGCGCUCUACUACACAAACAACACACUAAUCGGCUGCCACAACUGUCACGACCCAAACAUAACUCAACUGGGCUUUGCUUACGCCUACCGUAAGGCGCUCCACACAGUCUUCGAAUUCAUGAUGGGCUCAAAAAACGGGCCUUUGGUUGUUUUUCGAUCGACGGCUCCAGAUCAUUUUGAGAAUGGGGAGUGGGAUUCGGGAGGGUAUUGUAACCGGACGAGGCCGUUUAGGGUUGGAGAGGUUAAAAUUGGGGACAUGGAUGAGGUGAUGAGGAGGGUGGAGCUUGAGGAGUAUGGGAAUGCGGUGAAAAGGGGUUUUUUUACUGGACAGGUGAAAGUUAAGCUUUUUGACGUGACUUUGGUGUCGUUGCUGAGGCCGGAUGGGCACCCGAGUGUUUACAGGCAGUUUCACCCUUAUGAAGGGAGGGAUGGGAAGAAGAAGGGGAGGGUUCAGAAUGAUUGUCUGCAUUGGUGCUUGCCUGGACCUAUAGAUGCUUGGAAUGAUUUGGUUAUGGAGAUGCUUGUUGAGGAUUUGGAAUGAUGUGUUUUUUUUAUUUUUAUUGUGUGUGUGUGUGUGUGUGU